UAAGAAAGACAUCACUUUGGGUAAAGCCGUCAUCAAAUCAAAUAGAAACGGCAGUAACGACAAUCAUUACUUAUAUUAACAACUUCAACGGUAACAACACCGACAAAAUCACGUUGCAAAAUCACGACCCUGCUACCCUGCUAGAAAUAGCAGCCAAAUUCCUUUCACAACCACACACUGUCUUGAUAUAGAAAGGAAAGGACACGUUUUUUGGGGGUGAUAAUAGCUGUGAUAUUAUCUGCAAAUAAGAUGGAAUGAUCAUGAAUGGAUUGCCUUUGAUCACAGAUCUAUCUACUCAGUCCGGACUGACUGACCUGGGGCUAAAACAACAACAAUAACAACAACAGCGAACACUUGUAACUUAUAACUACUACUACUACUACUACUACUACUACUACCAGAAGUGUUGUGGUAGAAAACAACUAAUAAUAAUAAUAAUAGAACUAAUAACACUAUUACAAUAACUCUUUAUUGCUAUUAGGUAACAACAGCAAUUAGUUGUAUAAACAACUGUGACUUGUAUUACAACAAUAACGUCAACAACAAUUAGUAAUACGAUUUCAGCUGCUGCUGCUGCUGUUAUUAUGCUUGAAAUAAUUAUAAUGAUACUAUCGAUAACAGUGUAAACACCAUCAGGCUGCUGGGAAAAGUGUCGGUCACUGAGGCUGCUCGAAACAGAAGCCUAAUCUACUUUAAAUCACUCUUUGAUAUCUCCCUUGGGAAAAGAGGAUAUUUCGGAUGAAGUCAGUAUAUUUGAAAGAAGGGGAUAAAAAAAUUAAAAAAAGGAUGCCUGGAAUGCAUUUGUUCAUUAACUUGUUCAGUCAAGUCUGAUAUGGGGCUGAACGAAAACACACCAGUAUCUGCAGAAAGGAGAAAUUAUUACUACAUUUACUACAUCAAUAAUAAGGGGGUAAAAAAAAGGGGUUAAAAACUACGUUGAUUGUAACAUUUGCAUAAGGAGGUUAUACCAGUGGUAAGAAAAACGAUUUACAACAAAAGCGAAACAAUAGCUAACUGACAUCAAGAAUUAUAACAAACAACAUGAACUAACGAAGAAGCCUCUGCGUAGUUUCUUGACCUGCUAGAAAUAACAGCUAAAUCUUUCGGGGAAACCACUUUAUUUUCUAACAAACAAAAAAGAGAAAAAGGAAAGAAAAGGAGAGAGAUAUAAAGGCUAACGAAGUCUUAAACUAUACUAACAUAUGAAUGAAAAUCCGAAUGAAAAUCCGAAUGGUCGCGGUUAAGACGUCUUUUGUCUUAGGGUCUGUCAGUUUGAUCAUUGUCACAUUUUGAUCAUUGUUACAGCACUGAGGCUAAAAUAGCAACUGUUACAACAACAACAACAACGUAUACUAGUUACAGCGACAAUAUUAAUUAAAUACGUAAUAAACUGCGUCACCACUAUCCUCCACCGGCGCUACCGCUCAUACCAGCACUAUAGCUACUACUCCAAUUCGCUCACAGUACGUCGCCACCACCACGUGAAAGAGAAUGUAAAGAACAACAGUAAAACAUAUACACCACCACCCCGAUUCAUAAAGCAACAGAUUGAGCCACUUCCACCACAACAAUAACCGAAACAACAGGGCAAGGGUUUAUAACAACAACAACAACAGCAGUAGCAGUAGCAGCUUGCGGUGGAGGCUGCACCGGUUGCGGUGGUGGAGGAGAUUUGAGAAAAAAGUUUAAAGAAUGAGAAAAGUUAAAUAUAUUUGGCCAGAGUAAGGUGUAUCUAUCAGAUUCAUAAUCGAUCAAUUUACCGGUUUAUUUAUCUACUAGCUUACUAAUCAAUUAAUCAAUCAAUCUAUCUAUCUAUCUAUCUAUCUAUCUAUCUAUCUAUCUAUCUAUCUAUCUAUUUAUCUCGUAUUGUAUUGAUUAGUGCUGACUUACAUCACCAUGAAAAGUUUCGUCACUUUAUUUAUCCUCCUUCUGCUGGAACUAAAUAAAACUUUUGCUGGAAGGAGAAGACAAGAAAGAUCUGUGCUUCGCUUCGCUGACUGCGGCAAAGACCAACAUCGUGUCAUCACAAUAAACCACAUGAGAAUCAACCCAAUGCCUAUUGUUGCGCCAGGAACGGUCUACUUAAGUAUGGCAGGUACAUUGAGUCACGAUCUCCCACGACGUUUGACCGUUGACCUUAAUGUCACUAAGUACAUUUUUAAGGUGCCCUUCCGGCUGCCCUGUUUCAACCGAAGAUUUGGUUCUUGCAUGUACGACAAUAUCUGCAACAGUCUGGAAAAAUAUCAAAUAUACGGUUGUCCAAAAGAAUUAACAGAUAAGAAUUUACGAUGUCAUUGUCCAUUUCUUAAUGGAAACUUCCGAAUAGACAAACUGCCACUGUCUAUUCCAAAAUUUGGAGGGUUCGCUGGUCCACUUAUCAAUGGUCAUUACAGACUUCAUAUUCGAGUAUUGGGAGAUGAAAAAGAGGAACUCGGCUGCCUGGAAUUAAAGUUUUCGAUCAGAAAACGGAGUAAAGGAUGGUUUUUUAAAACUUGAACUGUCUUUCGUAAUGGCAGGAGUUAUGGUUAAGGCUUUCUAGAAUGGAAUCGGAAAAUUUGCAAACAAAGAAAAACUUCAUAUAUAUAUAUAUAUAUAAUUAUAGACACACACGCAAACAUACAUCAAUUCAUAAGUACGUUUCGUACAUACAUUCAUGCAUGCAUACGUACGUACCUACCUACCUACCUACCUACAUACAUACAUAUAUACAUACAUACAUACAUACAUACAUACAUAUUGCAAACCACCAGGUAACCGCGAAAUCUCCGAUGUGUACUGAAACGGGACCUAAUAUUUUUACUUAUUUAACCUCUGAUUUGGCUUAUUCAUGAAGAAAAUGAACUGAGAACUUGGAUUAAUGGAUUAUAAGGAUCAACAAUAACAGUUAUACAAACUAUUGUAAAAAGCAUGACGAAACGAUGAUGGUGAUAAUGAUGAUGACAACGACAUCGAUGACGACGAUGAUGACAGUUGUCUACGUCAUCAUAAUCAGGGUCACGAUCACAACAAUGGUCAUAGCCAUCAUAUUAAUGUUAUAACAAUUACUAAUGGUUUUGCAUAUAAUAAUUUUCAAUGUACCACUGCUAUAAACAUGACUAACAAGGCUAAUGAAGAAGCCACUACUUGUUUGACCUAAAAGAAAUAACAGUCAACUCACCCUCAAAGAACAUCCUAAAGAACAUACAAUAAACAUUGUGCACCUUGAUAUGCAAAAAUACACACACAUAGAUACAAAAACGAUGAAAAUGAGGAUGAAGGGAAAAAAGACAAUGUGUAUAUCAAAGCAUGCUUAUAUAGAUAUAGAUAUAUAAAUAUAUGUAUAUUUACACAAUUAUAACAAAAACUUAUAUAGAUGUAAAAUUAUAUAUAUUUUUUCAGAA
Octopus bimaculoides (California two-spot octopus) is the source of this 3380-nucleotide messenger RNA. RefSeq names its product ganglioside GM2 activator. Gene Ontology annotation, biological process: lipid transport; ganglioside catabolic process. The record is from RefSeq and is a predicted model, not a curated record. Gene Ontology annotation, molecular function: enzyme activator activity; lipid carrier activity. Lineage: Eukaryota; Metazoa; Mollusca; Cephalopoda; Octopoda; Octopodidae. Gene Ontology annotation, cellular component: cytoplasmic side of plasma membrane.